UGCUGCACGGGUAUUGGUCGUGCCACUUCCCGAUUGUAACUUGUAGUUUUCCACAAGGGAAAACAACGUAUUGUUUGUCAAAAUAAUUAACAAUUGCAAGCGCAGUGCCGUUUCAAUUUUACCACAAAAACACCGCUGAAAAUGUUGGUCAACGAAGCUAGACAAAUCCUGAGCCGUGCCAGCUCCUUGGCGGCACGUCACCAGCUGCGUGCGAUUAGCAACAGCAGCCAGUUGGAGCAGCAGGCGCAGCCGAAGGAGUCGCAGGCGCCGCAAAUCAAGAAGUUCGAGAUCUACCGCUGGAAUCCGGACAAUGCCGGCGAGAAGCCCUACAUGCAGACCUACGAGAUCAACAUGCGCGAAUGCGGCCCAAUGGUUCUGGAUGCCCUCAUCAAGAUCAAGAACGAGAUGGAUCCGACGCUGACGUUUAGGCGCUCGUGUCGCGAGGGCAUCUGCGGUUCAUGUGCCAUGAACAUUGGCGGCACCAACACCCUGGCCUGCAUCAGCAAGAUUGAUGCGACCAGCUCGAAGCCGUUGAAGGUGUAUCCUCUGCCCCAUAUGUAUGUGGUGCGGGAUCUGGUCCCGGACAUGAACAACUUCUACGAGCAGUACAAGAAUAUCCAGCCCUGGCUUCAGCGCAAAAACGAAGCUGGCGAGAAGAAGGGCAAGGCCCAGUAUCUGCAGUCUGUCGAGGAUCGCUCUAAGCUGGAUGGCCUCUACGAGUGUAUUCUGUGCGCCUGCUGCUCGACAUCGUGUCCAUCGUACUGGUGGAAUGCGGAGAAGUAUCUGGGUCCGGCUGUGCUGAUGCAGGCUUAUCGCUGGAUCAUCGAUUCGCGUGACGAGAUGACCGUGGAGCGUUUGAGCAAACUGAAGGAUCCGUUCAGCGUCUAUCGCUGCCACACCAUCAUGAACUGCACGCGCACCUGUCCCAAGGGCCUCAAUCCGGGUCGUGCCAUUGCCGAGAUCAAGAAAUUACUCUCCGGCCUGGCUUCGAAGCCGGCACCCAAACUGGAGACGGCUGCGCUGCACAAGUAGGGAAAUUGUUAAUCCUCCCUUAGCUGCUUUGUUUGUGAAUCCGCUCCCUUAAUCGACUGAUCGAUCCGAUCGGUCAGCUAUGUAACAACUAUUUACUUAUUUUGCUUAAUAUGUUUAUAAUUUAUUUAAGAUUAAAGUAAACGAAACUUGUUAAUACAGUUUGUAAAGGGAACUCUAUAAACGCAACCUUAAUGAAUAUUUAA
This is a messenger RNA of Drosophila grimshawi, 1235 nucleotides long. It is a transcript of the gene SdhB, whose product is annotated as succinate dehydrogenase [ubiquinone] iron-sulfur subunit, mitochondrial. Gene Ontology annotation, molecular function: electron transfer activity; 2 iron, 2 sulfur cluster binding. Lineage: Eukaryota; Metazoa; Arthropoda; Insecta; Diptera; Drosophilidae. Gene Ontology annotation, cellular component: mitochondrial membrane. The record is from RefSeq and is a predicted model, not a curated record. The coding region runs from base 142 to 1032 and encodes 296 amino acids. Gene Ontology annotation, biological process: respiratory electron transport chain; tricarboxylic acid cycle; aerobic respiration. The transcript is spliced from 3 exons.